Messenger RNA from Anas platyrhynchos (mallard), 5389 nucleotides. The record is from RefSeq and is a predicted model, not a curated record. NCBI's taxonomy places the organism in Eukaryota, Metazoa, Chordata, Aves, Anseriformes, Anatidae.
GUUAUCAGAGAUGGUGAUUUGAAGAAUAAGGUUUCCGAUAUGAACAAAGUAAAAUUAUCAUCUGAAAAAAGCGUUUCUACCAAUUCUCGGACUAUGUCUCUGCUGUCACAGCUGGAGAAGAUCAAUUUGGACUCUGUAUUAGGAGAAGCAGAUAAUGCCAGAUAUGUUACCUCAAAGAUUCUUCAUCUGGUUCAGAGUCAGGAAAAAACCAGGAAGGAGAUGACAUCUAAGGGUUCCACUGGAAUAGAAGUUAUCCUGUCAACCCUAGAGAAUACAAGAGAUCCUCAAACUAUUCUAAAUAUACUAAACAUUCUCAUUGAAUUAGUUUCAAUUGGUGGUGGUCGGAGAGCAAGUGUCUUGGUCACUAAAGGAGGGACACAGAUCUUGUUGCAGCUGCUUUUGAAUGCCAACAGAGAGUCUCCCCCAAAUGAAGAAUUAAUGGUGCUUCUUCAUACACUUCUUGCAAAAAUUGGUCCAAAAGACAAAAAGAUUGGCAUGAAGGCAAGAAUUAAUGGUGCCCUGAACAUAUCAUUGAAUUUAGUGAAGCAUAAUUUACAGAACCACAGGCUAAUUUUACCAUGCCUUCAAGUAUUACGAGUUUAUUCAACCAACUCUGUAAAUGCAGUGUCCUUGGGAAAGAAUGGAGUAGUAGAACUGAUGUUUAAGAUCAUUGGGCCUUUUAGUAAAAAGAACACUAGCCUUAUGAAGGUUGCUUUAGACACACUUGCUGCAUUGCUAAAAUCAAAAACAAAUGCCAGGAGAGCAGUAGACAGAGGAUAUGUGCAUGUGCUUUUAACAAUUUACGUUGAUUGGCACCGUCAUGAUAGUCGACACAGAUACAUGCUGAUACGUAAAGGAGUUUUACAGUGUAUUAAAAGUGUUACGAACAUCAAAUUGGGAAGAAAAGCAUUCAUUGAUGCGAAUGGAAUGAAAAUCCUUUACAACACUUCACAAGAGUGCCUUGCAGUAAGAACUCUUGAUCCCCUUGUCAACACAUCCAGCCUAAUAAUGAGAAAAUGCUUUCCUAAAAAUCGUCUUCCUUUACCAACUAUUAAAAGUGCUUUUCAUUUCCAACUCCCAGUUAUUCCAGCCAGUGGUCCUGUGGCUCAACUGUACAAUUUGCCUCCUGAUGUGGAUGAUGUCGUAGAUGAAAGUGAUGACAAUGAUGAUGCUGAAACAGAAUCAGAAAUUGAAACUGAAGUUGAGGAUGACAAGGACCAACAUUUUAAGAAUGAUGAUAUUGAGACUGAUAUUAAUAAACUGAAGCCUAGACAGGAACUGGGACGACCUUUAGAAGAAUUGAAAAUGUAUGAGAAAUUUUUCCCAGAACUUUCAGAAAACUUUCAGGAAUGUGACCUAGUCUCCAAGGAACCAAAGCCUUUUGUACCUGAUGCAAAUCUGGGUGGACCUAUUGUUGUUCCUACAGCAGGAGAGGAGGUCUCUGCUGAAGCAAACCUCUCAGUUAAAGGAAUUUCUUUGAAGGAGAGUAAUUCUUUAUUGACAGAAGAAUGCAAUAGGAGGCCAGCCUUUUUGGAACUACCAAAGAAAGAUGGUAUCAAAGACAGUAGUUUACUUCAGCAAAAUGAUCAAAGGAAGCUGCUUCCAUCAUGCCAGUGUCUCAGCCAAGAAAUUGUCAAAGGCUUGGACAGAAUCAGCUUGCAGAACAGUACAAAAAGUGAUCAGUAUUAUGCAGGGUGUGUAAUAAAGAAGGAAAACAAAGCUAGCCUUACCCCACUUGCAUGUAGUAAAACUUGUGAACAUGUUUCACCUUGUGGAGGUAGUCUUUUUGAAGGGUCAUCUGUCCACCUGGGAAAACUCUGUUGCACUGGAGUGGAUUCGGAGGAGGAGGAUUCCAGAUCUAGUUCAUCAGGGGAACAAGUGGUGCUUGAAGUUUCUGAUGUAUCGCCAGUUCACGACUGUGAUCUCUAUAUUGAAAUGGUGAAAAACACAAAAUCUAUUCCUGAAUAUUCAGAAGUGGCCUAUCCAGAUUAUUUUGGCCAUAUUCCACCUCCAUUUAAAGAGCCUAUUCUGGAAAGGCCUUAUGGAGUGCAGAGGACAAAAAUCUCACAAGAUAUUGAAAGACUAAUUCAUCAAAAUGACAUUAUAGACAGAGUUGUAUAUGAUCUUGAUAAUUCCAGUUGGUCAGUGCCAGAGGAAGCAGAUGUUUUGAAGUUUAAUUCCAAGUUCGAAUCUGGAAACCUACGCAAAGUUAUUCAAAUCAGAAAAAACGAGUACGAUCUAAUUCUGAACUCAGAUAUAAAUAGCAAUCAUUAUCAUCAAUGGUUUUACUUUGAAGUCAGUGGAAUGAAAACAGGCAUUGGUUACCGGUUUAACAUCAUCAACUGUGAAAAGUCAAACAGUCAGUUUAACUACGGCAUGCAGCCCCUUAUGUAUUCUGUUCAGGAAGCAUUAAAUUCUCGACCAUCAUGGACUCGUGUUGGGACAGAUAUUUGUUACUAUAAGAAUCAUUUUUCAAGAAGUUCGAUUGCUGCUGGGGGUCAGAAAGGAAAAUCUUACUACACGAUUACAUUCACAGUGACUUUUCAACAUAAAGAUGAUGUCUGCUACUUUGCUUACCAUUAUCCAUAUACAUACUCAACUUUAAAGAUGCAUCUUCAGAAGUUGGAAUCUAUGCACAACCCUCAACAGAUAUAUUUUCGACAAGAUGUUCUCUGUGAGACCCUGGCUGGCAACAGUUGUCCCUUAGUCACUAUUACAGCCAUGCCAGAGUCAAAUUACUAUGAACAUAUCUGUCAGUUUAGGAAUCGUCCUUAUAUUUUUCUAUCUGCUCGUGUACAUCCUGGAGAGACUAAUGCAAGCUGGGUUAUGAAGGGAACACUGGAAUAUCUUAUGAGCAAUAACCCAAAUGCCCAAAGUUUACGAGAAUCUUAUAUUUUCAAAAUUAUUCCCAUGCUCAAUCCGGAUGGUGUCAUCAAUGGAAACCACCGUUGCUCUUUAAGUGGAGAAGACUUAAACAGACAGUGGCAAAAUCCAAAUCCAGAUCUUCAUCCCACCAUUUACCAUGCUAAAGGCUUACUGCAAUAUUUGGCUGCUAUUAAACGUUUACCACUGGUUUACUGCGAUUAUCAUGGCCACUCACGUAAAAAGAAUGUAUUUAUGUAUGGCUGCAGCAUCAAAGAGACAAUGUGGCACACAAAUGUUAAUGCUGCCUCUUGUGACCUAAUGGAAGACCCUGGUUAUAGGACACUCCCUAAGAUCCUGAGUCAAACUGCACCAGCAUUCUGUAUGGGCAGCUGCAGCUUUGUAGUGGAAAAGUCCAAGGAGUCAACAGCACGAGUUGUUGUUUGGAGAGAGAUUGGAGUACAGAGGAGCUACACCAUGGAAAGCACAUUAUGUGGAUGUGACCAGGGUAAAUACAAGGGAUUGCAGAUAGGGACAAGAGAACUGGAGGAGAUGGGAGCCAAGUUCUGUGUUGGCUUACUGCGUUUAAAAAGAAUGGCGUCACCUUUGGAAUACAACCUACCUUCUAGUCUGCUGGAUAUUGAAAAUGAGUUGAUUGAGUCAAGCUGUAAAGUGACAAGCCCUACUACGUAUGUUUUGGAUGAAGAUGAGCCUCGCUUCCUUGAAGAAGUUGACUACAGUGCAGAGAGUAAUGAUGAUCAAGACACUGAAUUAGCUGAGAACGCGGGUGAUUACGAGGCCACUAAUCAAGAAGAUGGACUCUCAGACUCAGACUCAACAAGGAUACUCCUUUCCUGAACCGUCUUUGCAGCCAGUAAUAAGAAGAAUCCUGGUUUUUAUAGUCAUACACCUCCUCACUCUCACCUACUAAGGGGAUAAGCUUAAGGAGCCACAGAUAACUGGUUCCUCUUCAAGCUCAAGGACAAUAAAUAUUUUUGAUUUCUCAUAAAUUAGCAUUUGUUUUAUUUAAAAAAAAAUGUGUUUUCUCUUAGCACGAACUAGAUAAAUUUAUUUACUGUUUAGUUUAUUUUCUACUAAAUAGUAUUGCAUGGUGUUUUGUGUCCUUAAAGCCUAUCAUCAAAAAAUGGAUUAUAAUUUGUGGUGUGUCAGAGUACAGAAACUAAUUCUGUGUGGUACAAUUCUUUGAGUUGCUUUCUGAAAAAUAACUUAUGUACAGAUUUUUUUAAAUUAUGUGUGUGUGUAUAUGCGUGUGUGUACACUGAGGUGAAGAGGUUAUUUUUCAACAUUAUGUUAAGGAUUUGAUUGUGUUUGCAAUAAUGUAGUGCCUGCUCUGAAACCAUUCAAUAAUUACUAAAUUAAAAAUUAAAGAGUGAUGUAUGAAUUGUUGCACUGUUUCUUGCUUCUGAGGAUUAUGUGGUUUUACCACAGUACUAGCUGAAAAUACAAUGUCUGUUCACAGUUCAGGAGUUUUGCACUGCAACCAAUGCAGCCUGUGUUUACAAGAACUAUAUGCUUGUUAGAAGUCACUCCCAUAAAACAACUAUGGUUUAAUAUGAAAAGUUUUUUUUCUCAAGUUACAUGACUACAAGAAAUGGUUAAACAUGUACAUUGUGUGUAUAUAUUUUAGUUACCCAGUUGCUCAGUUUUUCUUGUUCAAUAUGCACAUAGUUUAAGAGUUCACUGUACUGGGUGCACAUUAGCUGCUGAUCUCCGUUUAAAUGCUUAAAGAAGGAAGGUCCAUUUUUGUUGAAACAUAUUUUGGCUGGUUUCAACCCAGUGUUAACCCUGCUUUGAGGAGAAGAUUGGUCUAGGUAACCUCCUGAGGUCCUUUCUAGCCCAAAUAAUUAUGCUGUGAUGCUGUCUUUGUUUUUCAAGCUGUCAGGCAUGGGAUUUAAACUUCCUUGUCUUCUGUCAUCUGCCAGUUUCUAUUGCCUCUUGUCUCUGCUUAGUAUGAGAUUGAAUGCACAAAUGAAGUUGCACUCUGUUGUUUACAAGAACUGACAUGUUUUGCAAUGAAAAAUACUUUUCCAAAAUGAUUUUUACUUGAUGUGACCCCAUUGUGGCAUUCAUUUUCUGCUGCAUGUGCAAGGCGUUAAGAGCAUGAAUAAUAACACUCCUAAGUUACAGAAGGCUUUUAACUGAUUGAGAACUUUGUGUGCAAUUACUGUUGCAAAUAACACUGUAUUUUGGAGGGGAAGGGUGCUGUUGGUAGAAGGAUUAAAAAAUUCAGGGAAUUAACUGUAUGAAGGGAUUCGCACCGGGAGUUCUUUCACCAGAGUCUGCUGUUUCAAAUGCAGCACUGGUUGGUGAUGUCUGUCCGUAUUCUGAUGUUCAAGUCCUGGUUCUGAAGCUGGGGAAGGGGUUUUGACACUCCAGUGAUAUGCUACUGUACUUUUUGUUCAAAGACUUAUAUUUAUGUUAAUAGUCAUGCACUGUUGAAAUGUAAGGCUAUAAUGGAAAUGCAUUUUUGUCCCUAUAUAAAUUUAUCUCUGUCUUGUGAAAAUAA